Messenger RNA from Zonotrichia leucophrys gambelii, 998 nucleotides. It is a transcript of the gene NDUFA6, whose product is annotated as NADH:ubiquinone oxidoreductase subunit A6. NCBI's taxonomy places the organism in Eukaryota, Metazoa, Chordata, Aves, Passeriformes, Passerellidae. The transcript is spliced from 3 exons. Gene Ontology annotation, biological process: response to oxidative stress. The record is from RefSeq and is a predicted model, not a curated record. Bases 82 to 456 code for a protein of 124 amino acids.
GCAGCUCAGCCGGCCAAUAGGAGCAGUUACCCUGCCCUGUGCUCUCCCGCGGGCGGUGGAGAAGGUGGCGGUGGCAUCAAGAUGGCGGUGGCUGGCAAGGGGGUGGUGUCGGCCGCCGUGAAGCCGAUCUUCAGCCGGGACCUGGGCGAGGCGAAGCGGCGCGUCAGGGAGCUGUACCGGGCCUGGUACCGCGAGGUGCCCAACACGGUGCACCUGUACCAGCUGGACAUCACGGUGAAACAGGGGCGGAACAAGGUGCGGGAGAUGUUCAUGAAGAACGCCCACGUUACGGAUCCACGCGUGAUAGACAUGCUGGUUAUUAAGGGAAAAAUGGAGCUUCAAGAAACCAUUCAUGUCUGGAAGCAGAGGACUCAUGUCAUGAGGUACUUCCACGAGACGGAAACCCCACAACCUAAAGACUUUCUGUCCAAAUUCUAUGCGGGCCACAAUCCUUGAGGAACUGACUCUGUGUCUUCCUGCCUUAUAUUACAAAUAAAGUUCUAUACAAUAGAAAAAAAAAUCCAUACCAAGAGAUUCUCUAGCAUCUUAGGAGCCUAAUGACUAGGCAAAUCCAUAGCAUGUGCAAAUGAUUAUGAUCUGUUUGAAGAGCUGUCAUGUUCUAGUUUUGCCAGUGUGUAUUUUCAGUGGAUGGCAUUUAUCCCAUCACUUGCCCUGGGGUGUCUGCUGAAUAACCACAACACAGCCUGGCUGCUGGUCUUUGUGCUUGGCCUGCAGCCCCAUCUGUAGAUGUUAGCUCUGUGAGCAAAAGGGCAGAAAUGUUCUUGUGCUUGAGGGGUAUGUUAGGGAUAUUGCAGUGUAUUCAUGCAGUGUCUUGCAAUUUCAUCCUAUGACUUUGUUGACCUUGUGUUUUAUAUUGGACAUUAGUCUCCUUCAUUUCUCCCAGAGAAAAUAUCCUAAUGGUAGGCAAAUAAAUCCUUGUGUAAUAAAACAUCAGCAGAGUCCAUUUCUCUGCUGUAAAAUGAAACUACCUGGAAAAA